Fusarium redolens is the source of this 3870-nucleotide messenger RNA. RefSeq lists its product as uncharacterized. The transcript has 2 exons. The coding region runs from base 461 to 3553 and encodes 1030 amino acids. NCBI's taxonomy places the organism in Eukaryota, Fungi, Ascomycota, Sordariomycetes, Hypocreales, Nectriaceae. The record is from RefSeq and is a predicted model, not a curated record.
AGUUUAUGGACGAGGAUUUAGAGACUAUCGACCCAAUAUAGCACCAGAAUGCGGCGCUUAAGUUGAAUAUGUAAAUGCAUUAUUUGUCGUGAAGGUUGUGGCUGUAGCUUUUUGAGGGGAGGUAGUAUUUGCAUCCGUAGGUCGAAAGGAUCUAGAGUGGCGUGGCGCGGCAACAACUAUCCGAUCUGGAUUGACUGACGUUUACUCUUUCCUUUCCUCUGAUAUUUUGAUGUAUUCCUAAUCUUCCUUCUUUACCUACCUUGUCCAUUCUCUCGAUUGAUUAAUAUUCCACGCUCGUUUUGUACUGUCAUUCGUUUCUUCAUCUAAUCAUCAUCCACUAAUCACUGAAUAACCUCACAUCUCGAGGUUCACCAUAUGGAUCAUGUCUUGAGGCCUCUCGCCUAGCCUCUCUUACUCCUCUCUCUCUUUAUAGGUCUUCAGUUACUUGCAGUGACAAAACAUGGCAGCACCAUGGAAUUCCAUGGGUAUGCCGUCAUCUGAUGCCGAUCACGACAAGAUCGUCGUUGGACCCUACGACGACUCCAGAUAUACAGCAUCAUCGUCCGGCCUUAGUUAUAUCCGACAUCCUUCUUCACAACCUACCAACUCUACAGCCCGUCUAAUUCCUCAACCUCUUCUGUCGCCGCCCAUCGCAAGGGUAUCACCUGGUCCAAGAAGUCCUUCUAGUCCGCGCAGUCCAGCCAGUUUUCAAUCUCUCAACAGUCCCUCGAGUCCUGGCUUUCCUCUCAGUCCUUUCUAUCCGCCGAGUCCAGGCCCAUUACAGAGGGGACAAUUCCCCAAUUCCCCUACCAGCGAUGGCUUCAACUCGCCGCGCAUGUCUGGCGCAACAGCCGCUACAGACCCUCGACUAUCGACCAAGGCAUCAAACAUGAUGGAGACGGUUCUGGAGACGCCUUACUUUGACACCCCGCCUCAUACACCUGGAUCGUGGGGCGAUGCAAGCCGUGGAACCGAUCAUUUAGAUGCUACAGAGAUCCCUCUCAACAAUGGCUGGAGACCUUGGUGGCUGCGCCGAAGAGUAACCAGCAUAUUCAUUGGCGCGUCCAUAAUGCUGGCUGUAAUUGGCGAGGUAGUGAUGUGGUGGCUUUCCAAUAAUGAAGUUGAUAGCAGCCUCAAGGGCCUGUGGACUUUUGGACCCGUUGUUGUCGUUUCUAUUAUGGCCAUCCUUUGGGCACGAGUCGAAGCUCAAGCACUGCUUUAUAUGCCAUGGAUUGUUCUCGAUCGCCGACCAACAACUGUUGACGAAACUCGCCGCAAGCAAGCUCACCGAACCAUUCUACUCGACUAUCCUAGCCUUGGGAGCUUUCAAGCAUUAACUAAAGCAUUUCGAAACCGCCACCAUCUCGUUGUCGCAUCUAUCGCUAUCAAGUUUCUCCUCCGUGCUCAGAUCGUUCUUUCUACUGCCGUCUUUUAUGCCGAAAUUCAUGUCGACAGCACUACCAGACUCCGAGCCAGGCUUGGCGUCCUUCACGCUAUGGUUGGCGUCUUCCUUAUCAUCUCUGGUGUACUUCUUCCCAUGUUGUACCAUGCACCAUCGCCUCGAGGUAUUGCGCCUCGAGACCCUACUUCUCCAGCCGGCACUGCGGCACUUCUAACAAGCAGCCAGCAAUUCCUCUCACGAUUAUCAGGUACUGGACAUGCAGAUAUGAAUGCUGUUGCUGGUAGGUUAGCAGGCUCAUGGUAUACGACAGAACUCACACAACCUGGACGUCGACCGGAGGAAAUGUUCCAGCUGAGACAACAUGGUGGAGGAAGUGGUGCCCUCGGCAUGAACCCUUCCAACCGACCAGAGGAGGCCACUGGGACAUAUCAGCCAUGGACACAAGGCACUCGAACCAAGCUUAUCAGUAUUGUUGUUUCUGUUGCGUUAAUUGUUGGGAUUUGUGUCCUUUAUAACUUGAAGGGCAACGAAAAUGGCCUAGAAGUCAAUGAUAACAUGUUCAUUGUUUGGACCUGCCUUCCAACCAUAAUCUUUGCCGCUCUCGCCAUCUUCUGGACCCGAAUCGAUAUAGACAACCGACGCCUUGCCCCUUUCUUGAAGCUCACCAACUCAAAAUGCCGAUUUCAGGAGUCUUUGGGGCUGACGUACAUGAACGAGUUUGGUCUGCAUACAGCUGGAAAGGCCAUGAAAAACCAAGAUUGGGCCGUUUUCCUUGCCAAAUGCACUUCGAUGCUUGGCUGGUUGAUGCCAAUCUUUACUGCAGGACUGUUUGCUGUUGCUCAGAUGGCACAGAGGGCCAACCUUGAGCUUCGACCAGAGUCGCAGUUUAUAUCGACAACCAAGUCGUUGAGCACCGCCAUGGACAGCGAUACAAUCGAGAAUGUGCUCCUAAGAGAAACUCCCAAGUACCCGAGAUGGACAUGGGAGGAUGUUGCUCUUCCAGCGGUUUCCCUUGUCGACCACCCAAGCGAGUGGCCACUUCCAAACACAGAGCUUGUGGCCAAAGUCCCGAGUCUCAGGGGCAAACUCACCUGCGAGACGAUAUCUCUGUAUGGAGGUGAAGGUGUGGAUUGGCAAUGUGUACGGUUGGGAGGAUCCACGAAGCAACCCAUUUGUGGAUCUGAUCAAUCUCGAACUGCACUUGUUGCGUCUUCAUGCUCACAACUCUCUUCUAAAUACUCCCUCAAGUAUAUUUGGGGUAGCUGUUCAGAUGACGGCAUGAUUUCUGUCAUGAUGUGCAAUCAAUCAGUUGUCGGGGUUGAUGUCUACACAACAUUCCGCACUGAGGACCUGAACAUCAACCUGAAUGCUAUUCCCAUUGUGAAUGCAUCGAGUGAGACGCCAUCAGAUGUGACGGCGGAUAUCACGAGUGUUUAUGAAACACUUAAUAAUGUUGGCGCUGAUAACAAAACCAUGAACGGUCUCGAUGCAUUCUUCCGUACCUUGGUGCUCUCGAGGUUACAAACAACUCUAGAGCGUAUUGUGAUGCCUGAGAGGCAGAAUUCAGUUUCUCAAGCGAUCCGCCAAUUGCAUGGAAUCCUUGCUGCGCAGGCAAUCAAUAGUGACUUGAUACGACGCCCCUUGUCAUCUAAGCUUCGUGCUCGUGAUGAAUCUCAAACCGAUAUUCCAGCCUCGGUUGAUUAUGUUCUCCCGCGUCUGAUGCAAGGAAGUGUGCAAACGUUUGUCCUCAUUGGGUUACUAGGCUUUACGCUCGCAUUCGGACUCCUUUCGCUACGUACGGCAUCUCGUGGGACUCUGACCAAGAGCCCUGGUAGUAUUGCCGCUCAAGCAAGCCUUCUUGCAGACUCAACCUUGUGGUGGCGCUUGCCAGACGGAGCAGAAUGGAUGGGAGAUGACGAUCUAGCGCGAUGCCUUCGUCGAAGGACGUUCCAUCUUGGAUGGAGUAAGGGGGCCGCGGGGACCCGAAGCUACGGCAUCGGCAUCGUGCAGGACGAAGGAAAAGCAGCGAGACCACCAAUGGUUUCACAAACAAGUGCUGAUAACAGCGGAGGAUUAGUGCCUGGGCGAUAUAUUAGUAUGGCGCCUGGGUUAUACUCUUACGGGGAUGUUGCGACAUAUGAAAAGUCGUGAAGUGAUAUCCUCGGCAUGGAUCUUGAAUUACAUAGUCUAAGUUAGUGGAUUUCGGAAUGCAUGGCGUUAAAGGAAGCGAUUGGUUGGAAAUGAAGAACUUGGUAUAUCUACAAUUGUACAUGAACUUGUCAGAGCUUAAAAAUGGGUGCAUUAUCUUGUCAAUGUACAAGUUAUCAGAGUACAGCCUCGUCGGGUUCUUUUGAGAAGGCGUCGGAAAUGUCUUGGCAAGUAGUCAUCGAGUAUUCGUGCAUGUGUGUGUUGAAAAUAAGCCUAUUUGAGUAACCAGAAACUGGGGAAUUGUGGAGACUCUGCCCAAC